This is a messenger RNA of Triticum turgidum subsp. durum (durum wheat), 1914 nucleotides long. NCBI's taxonomy places the organism in Eukaryota, Viridiplantae, Streptophyta, Magnoliopsida, Poales, Poaceae. The record is from the annotation of a GenBank genome assembly.
AUGCCCACGCAGCAGCUCACGACAUUCCAGCUGCUCCCGCCCGCCCACGCGCACGGCGACCGCCGACAGCACCACCACCAGCAGCUCGCCUGCGGCGGCGGCCUCUGGGACCCCGCGUCGGUGCUCGACCGCCGGGCCAGCCCCGCCGCGCAUCCCACGCUGUCUUCCCCCUCGCCCCUGCCCGCCGGCGUGGCGGCCCUCGCCAAGAACGUCUCCGCGGCCCCGCCGGCGCAGGCGCAGGCAUGGCCGCCGCCGCCGCCGGGCCCCGGGGCCAACGACGACGACGCCAAGGACGACUGGGUCCACCACCUCCCGCCCCUCGACAUGGCCGGCUGGGGCGACCCCCACGCCGCCGCCAUGCAGGAGCCUCACCCGCCGCCCUCCUCGCAGGACAGCACCUUCCUCCGCUGGAUCAUCGGCGGCGGGGACGACGACGACGACGACUCCGGGGCCGCCAUGGACGGCACUGACCCCCCGGAUCUUGACCUCGACCGCAUCACCAUGCUCCCCCGCCACCCGCCGCCGCUCAUGGGGGGCGCGGGCCACGGCCUCCCGUUCACGCUCGCCGGCGAGGACACCAAGCAGCCCUUCCGCGCCUCGCCGGGCGCCGCCCUGCAUCAGCAGCAGCACCACCUGCCGCACGCGUUCCACGGCGGCGCGUUCCCUUCCUUCGACCCGGCGGCGCCGGCCAAGCGGCAGCAGCAGCAGCACCCGAUGGCCGGCGCGGCGCCGCCCAAGCUGCCCCCCUUCGCCGGCCACGGCGCUGCGGCCGCCCUCAAGCCCAAGGCGGAGGCGCCGGUCGACGACGGCGCGGCCGCGGCGGCGGUGGACCAGCUCACCGAGGCGGCCAGGCUCGUCGAGGCCGGCGACGCCUACGGCGCGCGCGAGAUAUUGGCACGGCUCAAUCACCGGCUCCCCGCCGCCCCCGCGGCCGGGACGCCACUGCUCCGCUCCGCCUUCUACUUCAAGGAGGCUCUGAGCGUUGCCCUGGACACCACCGGCGCCCACGCCUCCUCGGCGGCCGUGGCGUCCACGCCCGUCGACGUCCUCCUCAAGCUCGGCGCCUACAAGGCCUUCUCCGAGCUCUCCCCGGUGCUCCAGUUCGCGCACUUCACCUGCGUGCAGGCCGUGCUCGACGAGCUCGGCGGCGCCGGCUGCAUCCACGUGCUCGACUUCGACAUCGGCGUCGGCGAGCAGUGGGCGUCGCUGAUGCAGGAGCUGGCGCAGCGCCGCCCCGGCGCCGCGCUCAAGGUGACCGCAUUGGUGCUGCCGUCGACGCACCACCCGCUCGAGCUGCAGCUCAUCCACGAGAACCUCGCCAACUUCGCCGCCGAGCUCGGGGUCCCCUUCCAGUUCGUCGUGUUCAACCUCGACUCCGUGGACCCCACGGAGCUCCUCGCCAUUGCCGGCGGCGACGCGAUCGCGGUCCACCUUCCCGUCGGCUCAGUUCACGCCGCCGCGGUGCCGUCGGUCCUUCACCUGGUGAGGCGGCUGGGCGCCAAGCUUGUCAUCUCGGUCGACCGCAGUGGUGACCGCGGCGAGCUGCCGUUCGCGGCGCACCUGCUCCAGGCAUUCCAGUCGUGCGCGUUCCUGCUCGAGUCCCUGGACGCCGUGGGCACCGAACCGGAUGUGGCGAGCAAGAUCGAGCGCUUCCUGAUCCAGCCAAAGAUCGAGAGCUGCGUGAUGAGGAGGCACCAGGCCGCGGCCGCCGGCGACAAGCUGCUGCCAUGGCGGACAAUGUUCACCUCGGCCGGGUUCGUGCCGGUGCACAUAAGCAACUUCGCCGAGGCGCAGGCCGACUCGCUCCUGAAGAAGGUGCCGGUGAGGGGCUUCCGCGUGGAGAAGCGCGCCGGAUCGCUGGCCCUGCAUUGGCAGCGCGCGGAGCUGGUGUCGGUGUCGGCGUGGAGAUGCUGA